GCUCCGGGGCCUGCGAUACAAGCUCACCGUGUCCCACUGCUCUCUAAGGGUUGGCAGAGGAGUGUGCAGAGGAGAAACCCCGGCACUGCUGCGGCAGAGCCUCUCCAAGCACUUGCUGUCCAUGUGCACCGCGUUCGCGAUGAAGCAGCAGGACCCCGACUCGAGGGAGCAAGCAUGCAUGCUGUGUCGCCGGGCAGAGGCUGACCCGGAUAUCUGUGGGUGCAAAAGCGCAAAGAAGGGGCUCUGUGCCCACACCUAUUGCCUGUUCCUUGCCAGCGGGCUUUUUCCACAAGAGAGCAGGAACGGGUUUCUCACUGAGGACACCAGACGCGCAAUCCAGGAGGCAGCCCAGAAGCGCUGCUUCGUUUGCGGCGAGACGGGCGCCGCCAUCACCUGCCAGCAGAAGGGAUGCGACCGGAGCUUCCAUCUCCCUUGCGCCUCAGAGGGUGAAUGUGUCACCCAGUUCUUCGGGCUGUACAGGUCCUUCUGCUGGGAGCACCGCCCAGAGCAGGCAGUGCAGGCCGCUCCAGAGCACAACACCACCUGCAUCAUCUGCCUGGGCCUCGUGGAGGACAAAAAGUCCUACCACACCAUGGUGUGCCCAGCAUGCCAACACGCCUGGUUCCACCGGACCUGCAUCCAGAAGCAGGCUAUCCAUGCCGGCGUCUGCUUCCGCUGCUUGCGUUGCCAAAGCAAAGAUCAGUUCGUGAUGGAAAUGCUCACCAUGGGGAUUCGAAUCUCCAAGAGACAACCGUCACGGGAGAGCGACCAGGCAUUUGGACUGGUGUAUCAGAGGCACAUCCGCUGCAAUGCCAGCAAGUGCCUUUGUCUGGGAGGCAGGGAGCAGGCAGAGGAAGAGGGGUCCUGGCAGAUGCUCCUGUGUAGCUCCUGCGCAGCCAAAGGCAUCCACAGGCGCUGCUCCUACCUGAGGAACAGCGCAACCACCUGGCAGUGUGACUGCUGUGCUGGCCUGGGCCCUGGCGCCAGUGACAAGUCAGAGCUUGCCAGCAUCAGAACCGCCAGCCAGGCGGCAUCGGGGCUGUCCCAUGGCUCCCUGGUGCCUGAGAGCAGCAGGCCCAGCACCAUCACCUACACACCACCGGGGCCAUCCCGCAGCUCCCCAGGGCCUGAAAGCAGCAGCCGCUCCAGCCACCUUGGGCCAGACCGCAUCCGGCACCGCUCGCAGUUACAACGUCGGGCGCAAAAGCCAUACAGCCGGCCUGGCAAACCUCGUGGGACCAGCCACAUGCCAGCUCCAAGCGUCGAGCCAAGCAGCCCCAGCACUGCCUGGCAGAUGGCGCUGGGGCUGUUCCUCGGUUUGCUGGCGCUCCAGAGGAGCAGCUCCACCUCUGCCAGCCAGGCAGCGUCGGGGCUGUCCCGUGGCGCUCUGGUGCUCGAGAGCAGCAGCCGCUCCAGCCACCCUGGGCCAGACCGCAUCCGACACCGCUCGCGGUUACAACAUCGGGCGCAAAAACCAUACAGCCGGCCUGGAAGAUGCUGCUGA
This is a messenger RNA of Grus americana (Whooping crane), 1504 nucleotides long. RefSeq names its product PHD finger protein 7-like. Bases 122 to 1504 code for a protein of 460 amino acids. The record is from RefSeq and is a predicted model, not a curated record. Gene Ontology annotation, cellular component: nucleus. The transcript has 8 exons. Lineage: Eukaryota; Metazoa; Chordata; Aves; Gruiformes; Gruidae.